AUGAACUACUAUUGCUGCCAGGAUCAGAAUUUGCUCGAGGAUGCUACGGAUGCCAAGGGUGGCGUGUUAAGAACGUUCAAAGCUGGCUGUAGAUGGGAGUUUGACGUUUGA
Molecule: messenger RNA, 111 nt
Organism: Phytophthora nicotianae INRA-310
Lineage: Eukaryota; Oomycota; Peronosporomycetes; Peronosporales; Peronosporaceae
Exons: 2
Coding region: 1-111 (36 amino acids)
Source: RefSeq, a predicted model, not a curated record